AGCCCCUCUACCUCCGGAAGAGACGAGUGCGGUAACACCGUUCACAGAGCUAGCCGGACGUCCUCCGACUCAAGCUCCUAGAAACUUGGUGCAUCCCCAGGCCCAGGUAGUCACUCUAAGUGAUGGGGCAGCGCCCAGGUCCUGUGCUGCCCGCAGUCGCGGUGCUGGGACAGGUGGCAAAAAGGAAGGUGGCCUGGCUCCUACGCUGGAAGGCUGUGACCAGGACAGAAACAGCAGGAAACAGUUCAGGUGUUUAUGGCUUUGGGAAAAUGAAAAUAUUUGUCAAAUAUUUUCAGAAGAUGGCUGAUCCUUGGCAGGAAUGCAUGGAUUAUGCAGUAACUCUAGCAAGACAAGCUGGAGAGGUAGUUUGUGAAGCUAUAAAAAAUGAAAUGAAUGUUAUGCUGAAAAGUUCUCCAGUUGAUUUGGUAACUGCUACGGACCAAAAAGUUGAAAAAAUGCUUAUCUCUUCCAUAAAGGAAAAGUAUCCAUCUCACAGUUUCAUUGGUGAAGAAUCUGUGGCAGCUGGGGAAAAAAGUAUCUUAACCGACAACCCCACAUGGAUCAUUGACCCUAUUGAUGGAACAACUAACUUUGUACAUAGAUUUCCUUUUGUAGCUGUUUCAAUUGGCUUUGCUGUAAAUAAAAAGAUAGAAUUUGGAGUUGUGUACAGUUGUGUGGAAGGCAAGAUGUACACUGCCAGAAAAGGAAAAGGUGCCUUUUGUAAUGGUCAAAAACUACAAGUUUCACAACAAGAAGAUAUUACCAAAUCUCUCUUGGUGACUGAGUUGGGCUCUUCCAGAACACCAGAGACUGUGAGAAUGGUUCUUUCUAAUAUGGAAAAGCUUUUUUGCAUUCCUGUUCAUGGGAUCCGGAGUGUUGGAACAGCAGCUGUUAAUAUGUGCCUUGUGGCAACUGGCGGAGCAGAUGCAUAUUAUGAAAUGGGAAUUCACUGCUGGGAUGUUGCAGGAGCUGGCAUUAUUGUUACUGAAGCUGGUGGCGUGCUAAUGGAUGUUACAGGUGGACCAUUUGAUUUGAUGUCACGAAGAGUAAUUGCUGCAAAUAAUAGAAUAUUAGCAGAAAGGAUAGCUAAAGAAAUUCAGGUUAUACCUUUGCAACGAGACGACGAAGAUUAAUUAAGGCAGCCUCAUAGUCAAUCCCAGUUGCUUUUCCCCAGAUUUGGUGACUCAUCAAUGGAUAUGUGUUUUGGAUGUAUGAUAUGCUUGGUUUAAAUUCUCUUUGUCCAGGUCAAAAAUUUGGAACUUGUUUCUUAUUUUACUAUGUCUAGGUUUGCAAGAAUUGACAUAAUGUUUGUUUCACUGAUUUAAAAAAUUUUGCAUGUAAGAAUGUACUUUAGGAAACAUACCCAGGAAGUACAGUUGAUAAAUAUAACAUCAACUGAAAUAGUCAAUUAGCAAUUUUGUGUUUCUAAAUAUCUAUGGUCCCCUGAAAUUUUGACUUAGUAUAUAGGUGCAGAGACACCCACUUAGAAAGUUAACUGUUUGGAAAAACAUUUCUCUUUAGUUUCAAAAACCAUAUAUAAUUAAAUUUGUAAGGAUAUACUGAGUACCCUAGGCCAACUUUUUUUUCUUUGCAGAGAACCUUUUUUGUUUUAUUCUUCAGUGUUCAUAUAGCACCUGGCCCAUUACAUAUCUAGGCAACUAAAAACAAACAUUGUAAGAAUGAAUAUUUUUAAUGUAGUAAUUCCUAGUUACAAUAGAUACAUAAAGUAAUGAACUCAGCAUUCUGUACUUUUGCUUCAGGUUUGAAGUAAAAAUUAUCUAGUUAAAUUUUUUUUAUUUCACGUUACCAUGCCAUUUCACAUUACCAUACCAUCAGAUAGCAUGGCUUAUUGUGGGCAUUUCUGCAGUGAAUACAUUUUCCAAAACAGUUAAAUUGUCUGUUUGGAUUUGCUUUAAAGUCUUGUGUAAGAGAGAAGAAACUAUUUCUAUAAUAAAAAGCACUCUCAUCAGAUAUCUGACAUAAUUAGAUACAAUAUAACAUUUUACUAAGUUCAGUAUUCAUGUUUUAAAGGUGUUUAUACUGAUUUGAUUGUGCUGGCAAAUAUACUGUAUUGUUAAUAUUGAACUGUUUAUUUUUCUCUUAGUCUUCUUAUUUAAUUAACUUCAUUGCCGCUGGAUUCUGUUCAGCCUUUAAAAAUAUUUCUUAGUGGUCAUUGCUCUGCAGAACUCAAAAAGAAAAUUGUACUUGUUCAUAGACAUUUUUAAAGGGUUAAUUUAUUGUUCAGCCUUAUCCCUUGGCACGUAAACAGACUACUAGACUUAUUGUAGGUUCGUUUGAGCUUUGUGUUGUAAAAUUAAAAAUGCUUCUGUAAAGUUUUCAAGGUAGGGAGUGAUUUUAUUAUUGUGUAUAUCUAAUAUAUUAAGUAUGUGUGAUACUAAGGUUUGACUGCUAUAAUUAUUUGUACUGUUGAUCACAUGUACUUAAAACAUCUGAUACUGUAUUCUAAGACAGGUUGUUUUUGCAAUUAAAUUUAUUUUAAUAAGACGAUCAUGAAUAAAACUUUAAAUUGAUAUUUUUAUUAUUAUUACCAUUAUCAUUAUUAUUAUUUUUAGAUUCAGGGUCUCGCUCUGUUGCCCAGGGUCUGUCUCUGACUGUGCUGUGGUGCAGUCAUAGCUCACUGUAUCCUUAAAUUCCUGGGCUCAAGUGAUCCUCCUCUUUCAGUCUCCUGAGUAGCUGGGACUAUAAGUUCAUGCCACCAUGCCCUACUAAUGUUUUAAUUUUAUUUUUGUAAAGAUGGGAUCUUCCUAUGUUUUCCAGGCCCCUUGGCCUCCCAAAGUGCUGGGAUUACAGAUGUGAGCCACCGAGCCAGGCCAUGAUAUUUACAUUAUUAAAGUUAAUAGUUCAAACUACUUUUAGAGGCUUUGUUUUGUUUUUGUUUUUUGAAGACAGUGUCUUGCUCUUCUGCUCAAACAGUAAUGCAGUGGCAUGAUCACCAUUCAUUGCAGUCUCAACCUUCUGGGCUCAAGCAGUCCUCCCACCUCAGCCUCCCUAGUAACUGGAACCACAGGCACAUGCCACCAUGCCUGGCUAAUUUUUUAGUUUUUGUAGAGACAGAAUCUUCCUAUGUUGCUUAGGCUGGUCUCAUUGGGCUCAAGUGAUCCUCCUGCCUCAGCCUUCUAAAGUGCUGGGAUUACAGAUGUGAGCCAUUGCACCCAACAUACUUUUAGAGGUUUUUGUGUUGAGUUACAAAUAUUUGAAACUUGCAAAUGUAAUUUAAUAUAUGUUCUUAUUUUUUGCCUGUAAUCUUUCCAACUUUUCUAAAAACCUAUAUUUUUUUCUACAAUAGCUUUUCCAUCUGUUUAUUCUAAAUGCAGUUGCAUAUUUUGUGUCUGAAAUUUCUUUAGAUGCUGAAAAAGGAUGAUCGACAAGUGAAUUAUCUAAUAAUAUUUGAAAAUAUUUCUUUGAGUAACAGGACUUCUUAGACUUAACAUGUAUAUUUUGUAUCAGGGUAUAUUAUCUUUCUGCAUGUGGAUACAUACACAGAUACAUACAUAAAUAUACAUAAAUAUAUGUACUUGAACACAUAAAAUAUAUGUACUUGCCUUUUAA
Homo sapiens (human) is the source of this 3570-nucleotide messenger RNA. RefSeq names its product inositol monophosphatase 1 (gene IMPA1). The transcript is spliced from 10 exons. NCBI's taxonomy places the organism in Eukaryota, Metazoa, Chordata, Mammalia, Primates, Hominidae. The record is from RefSeq and is marked reviewed. Gene Ontology annotation, cellular component: cytoplasm. Gene Ontology annotation, molecular function: inositol monophosphate 1-phosphatase activity; inositol monophosphate 4-phosphatase activity; glycerol-2-phosphatase activity. Bases 123 to 1133 code for a protein of 336 amino acids. Gene Ontology annotation, biological process: phosphatidylinositol dephosphorylation; phosphatidylinositol phosphate biosynthetic process; inositol biosynthetic process.